AUGAUAGGGUUCAAAUACUAAAGUUAUUUGACUUACUCUUAUACAAAAUCAUAUGAUGAAAUGUGUUUGAUACUUAAUGAAGAUGGUUUUAAGGAUGUCGAAAUUAUAAAAUCAGAAAAUAUAAUCAAAUACACGAUUAAUAAUGAAAGAGUCAUUCGAUUGGACAAUUUACUAUACCUUUUUAAAAUUAAAUAUUUAAGACUCACCAUUGCAUAACUAAUUUAACUUUGUUUGGAAAUCGUAAAAAAAUACUAAAAAUUGUAAUCAAAUUCAAUAGAACAUAAUUAUUUGGAUUUGAACAGAGUUUUAUUAUCGUUGCAUACAAAAAGUGAAGGACUCUUUAUAAUACCAUCUACCUUUACUUAUGAUAUUCAUUUUACAGGAUAUGAUUGUCCAUUCUAUGAAAGAGAGAACUAUGAGGAUUAUACAAUUUAAGACUCAGAAGCAAUUAAAUCUAUAGUCAAUAAAAUAAUAGAUUACACAGAGAGUUAUUCAAUGAAAUAAGCCAGAAAUGAUCAAACAUUUCCUAGUAUUACCGAGUUAUUAAGGAUGACACUCAAUAGUUCAUUCAAUAGUUUCAUUCAUAUAAUUGAAGAACAUUUUAUUUCAUCUGCUUAUAUCAAUAAUUAAUAAUAGGCCUUAACUAACUUAGAUAAAUAAUUUAUGCAUUUGAAUUAUAAACGAAACAUGUUCAAAGGUUUUGUUUAAUCAAAUCUUGAAAUUCUGAUAAAAAGGUAUUAUUCUAUUAAUAAUUGGUAUAUAUAUGAAUAUUAUUUAUACCAAACUCUGCCAAAAAUUACAAAGGAAUUUAGAAAAUCCACCUUGUUAUUUAUAUCUUAAAGCCCAGAAAAAGAGAUUUAAUAUACGCCAUAUGAAAAUGAAUUCGACAAUUUGGAUAACGACUUUAUUGAUUAGAUAAUUACACAAUAGAUUGAAAGUUUCAAUCAAUUUAAGCUUGAUCUCAAUAAGAGUGAUAUUAGACAAACUGCCAUAGUGGCAUUAUAAUAACAAAUGAAGUUUUUAUAAUAAUAUUUUCGAAAUGAUGCCAACUUUAUGAAUGCUAACAAUAUUAAUAACAAUAUUAAACAUUUAACUCUUCUGAAAUAACGUUUAACUGAAAGAGUAGUCUAAGAAGUCUUUAGCAAUUAAUUUCAAUUACAGAAUUUGCAAUGGAUUAAUGAGAUUAUAUGA
Paramecium tetraurelia is the source of this 1191-nucleotide messenger RNA. RefSeq lists its product as uncharacterized. Lineage: Eukaryota; Ciliophora; Oligohymenophorea; Peniculida; Parameciidae. The transcript is spliced from 2 exons. The record is from RefSeq and is a predicted model, not a curated record.